ACGGACUCUGGAAGCAUCAUGUCUGCGAAUGAUUUUUUAUCAAGUAACCUGUCAGAAUGCAAUAGUGUACUGGAUUUACCAGCUACAUUCAGCUUACCAGUUGGAGAUGGUCAGCUAAUGUCUGAUGAAGAUAUUGAUGGAUGUACUUCAGAGUCAACUGUGAACACUUUAUUCUCAGUGAAGCCUACAAUAGAUACAGGUUCAGACCAUCCAAAUUCUGAAGAUGGCCUUGCUGAUGUUGCAGAGCUGCAUCCAAGCAGUCAAGAUAAGCAGCGAUGUACUGGCAUCACACAAACAAUGGAAGAUUUUUUUAAAGAGACAGAACAAAAGAAGCCUUUGGAGUCUAACCCUCUUUCGGAGAAAAUUGUACGCCUGUUGACCUCAAAAAUUUCACAAUUGAAACAAGAGAAGGGUGGCCAAUAUCUGCUUCGAAGCUUUCAAAUGGCACUGGUCUCAUUUCAUACACAUGGUCCUGAUAUUUUCAAGCAAGGGAAUGCUAACAAUAUGCACUUCUGCUGCUCUGUCAGUGCAGCUGGAGAUUCUGCAGAAUUCCACCCUUUGCCUGGACUCUCACAGGAUGUUGUCAGUUUUAUACAACAGGAGAUUUUAAAGUGAAGAACUAUGCAUAACUUAACCAUCUGCCAGAUACAGACACCCAACUUUUGUAAUAAUAUUGUUAUUAGUUGUUGUUUCUUGGUACAAACAAGGAUGUUGAUCUGUUAUAUUUUGUGACAUUUAAUGCCUAUAUAAUUACUCCAACUGUAGAAAGUGUAUUUGCAUGAAAAUGAUCUGAUUUCCAUGUUAGUGGAAGUAUUAAUCUAUUUAAACGGGCUGGUAUCCAGGUUAAACUAGCAGAAGAGGAUUUAAGCAUUUGACCCCCAACUACAACUAAGUGUGGUAUCCAGACUUACAUUUUAAAUUAUGUGACUGAUUUCAUCAAAAAACAUCUGAAGUCAUUAUUCUGGGAGUUUAUUUUACCUGCAAUGCAAGGAUUAAUGACUCUGUUUAGUAAAUGUGGAACAAUUGCUAUGAUAAUUGAACCCCAUGUCUUUGACCACACUGCUACCUUUUCAAUAAAAACAAGCAAAACAG
Messenger RNA from Pristis pectinata (smalltooth sawfish), 1092 nucleotides. RefSeq names its product shieldin complex subunit 1-like. The record is from RefSeq and is a predicted model, not a curated record. Gene Ontology annotation, cellular component: site of double-strand break. The coding region runs from base 19 to 615 and encodes 198 amino acids. The transcript has 3 exons. NCBI's taxonomy places the organism in Eukaryota, Metazoa, Chordata, Chondrichthyes, Rhinopristiformes, Pristidae. Gene Ontology annotation, biological process: positive regulation of double-strand break repair via nonhomologous end joining; positive regulation of isotype switching; negative regulation of double-strand break repair via homologous recombination.